AUGUCAACUACUCUACUACAAAGAAAGUCAGUUACUCUACUACAAAGAAAGUCAAUUAUUCUACUACCAAGAAUGUCAACGACUCUACUACAAGAAAGUCAACUACUCUACUACCAAGAAUGUCAACUACUCUACUACAAGAAAGUCAAUUACUCUACUACCAAGAAAGCCAACUACUCUACUACGACGAAAGUUAACUACUCUACUGCCAAGAAAGUUGACUACUCUACUGCCAAGAAAGUCAACUACACAACUACCAAGAAAGUUAACUACUUUACUACCAAGAAAGUCAACUACACUACAACCAAGAAUGUCAACUACUCUAAUACAAGAAAGUCAACUACUCUACUACCAAGAAUGUCAACUACUCUACUACCAAGAAUGUCAACUACUCUACUACCAAGAAUGUCAACUACUCUACUAUCAAUCAACUACACUACUACCAAAAAAGUCAACUAUUCUACUACCAAGAAAGUCAACUUCUCUAUUGCCAAGAAAGUAAUCUACUCUACAGCCAAGAAAGUCAACUACUCUACUACCAAGAAAGUCAACUACUCUACUAUCAAGAACGUCAACUACUCUACUACCAGAAAGUCAACUACUCUACUCCAGAAAGUCAAUUACUUUACUUUCAAGAAAGUCAACUACUCUACUACCAAGAAAGUCAACUACUCUACUACCAAGAAAGUCAACUACUCUACUACCAAGAAAGUCAACUACUCUACUACCAAGAAAGUCAACUACUCUACUACCAAGAAAAUUAACUACUCUACUACCAAGAAAAUUAACUACACUACUACCAUGAAAGUCAACUACUCUACUACCAAGAAAGUCAACUACUCUACUACCAUGAAAGUCAACUACUCUACUACCAUGAAAGUCAACUACUCUACUUGCAAGAAAGUCAAUUAUUUUACUUUCAAGAAAGUCAACUACUCUACUACCAAGAAAGUCAACUACUCUACUACCAAGAAAGUCAACUACUCUACUAUCAAGAACGUCAACUACUCUACUACCAAGAAAGUCAACUACUCUACUACCAUGAAAAUUAACUACUCUACUACCAAGAAAGUCAACUACUCUACUACCAAGAAAGUCAAUUACUUUACUACUCUAAUAAAUGAUGUUUGGUACGUAAAAAGGAAUCUUUACUCAUAA
This is a messenger RNA of Saccoglossus kowalevskii, 1158 nucleotides long. Its product is annotated as dynein heavy chain-like. Lineage: Eukaryota; Metazoa; Hemichordata; Enteropneusta; Harrimaniidae. The record is from RefSeq and is a predicted model, not a curated record.